Messenger RNA from Nyctereutes procyonoides (raccoon dog), 2109 nucleotides. RefSeq names its product claudin 19 (gene CLDN19). NCBI's taxonomy places the organism in Eukaryota, Metazoa, Chordata, Mammalia, Carnivora, Canidae. The record is from RefSeq and is a predicted model, not a curated record. Bases 174 to 848 code for a protein of 224 amino acids. The transcript has 5 exons. Gene Ontology annotation, cellular component: bicellular tight junction; plasma membrane. Gene Ontology annotation, biological process: bicellular tight junction assembly; cell adhesion. Gene Ontology annotation, molecular function: structural molecule activity.
UCCAGCCCCUGGCCUCCCCCUGCAUUCUAGCGCCCAGAGCCGCCGCCGCUGAGCUGCUCCUUCUCAGCCUCCAGCCCACCCAGCAGCUCCCCUCACCUGGCCAUGACCCCAGCGCCCCCAGGGACCCUGGCCCAGCCCUGAGCCCUGGGACCUCCAGCCCCCUCCUCUGGGCCAUGGCCAACUCGGGCCUCCAGCUCCUGGGCUACUUCCUGGCCCUGGGCGGCUGGGUGGGCAUCAUCGCCAGCACAGCCCUCCCGCAGUGGAAGCAGUCCUCCUACGCAGGCGAUGCCAUCAUCACGGCCGUGGGGCUCUACGAGGGGCUCUGGAUGUCCUGCGCCUCCCAGAGCACCGGGCAGGUGCAGUGCAAGCUCUAUGACUCCCUGCUCGCCCUGGAAGGUCACAUCCAGUCAGCGCGAGCCCUGAUGGUGGUGGCUGUGCUCCUGGGCUUUGUGGCCAUGGUCCUCAGUGUGGUCGGCAUGAAGUGCACUCGGGUUGGAGACAGCAACCCCACCGCCAAGGGCCGCAUCGCCAUCUCUGGGGGUGUCCUCUUCCUGCUGGCAGGGCUCUGCACUCUGACAGCCGUCUCGUGGUAUGCCACCCUGGUGACGCAGGAGUUCUUCAACCCCAGCACGCCUGUCAACGCAAGGUACGAGUUUGGCUCGGCCCUGUUCGUGGGCUGGGCGUCGGCCGGCCUGGCCAUGCUGGGGGGCUCCUUCCUCUGCUGCACGUGCCCCGAGCCUGAGCGCGCCGCCAGCAGCCCGCAGCCUUACCGGCCGGGCCCAUCGGCCGCUGCCCGAGAACCAGUUGUUAAAUUGUCCGCCUCCGCCAAGGGCCCCCUGGGUGUGUAAUGUCCAGGCCCCCACCCUGACUCUGUCCCCGCCACACCUAGCCUGCGUGUUUGGUAUUUUUUGGAAAGAGAAGCGAACAUCCAGCCCCAAGUGUGGUGUCACUUGAUCUGUCCCUGGCAUGGCUACAGUGGGUCCUGGCUCGGGGAGGUCGGAGCUGAUCCCUGGGCUCUUUGGGGGUAAAGGUGGGGAGACAGGCCUCCGGGGUGACUUACUUACCCGGCACAGGCAGGGGCCAGGAGCGUCCCUAGCCUGGCUCUUACCCCAGAGCUGGGGCGCAGGGACGCUGGGAGCUCACUGCGUGAGAAGGGACCAGGAGAGGGCCCGAGGGCCUUCUGUCCCCAGCAAGGCUGCAAGCCCCCUGGUGCUCCCCUUCUUCCCCUUCCUGCUCUCCAGCUGCCGAGGUCCCAUGACAUCCCUGUCCUGGAUCCAGAGUAGGGGGGUGGCCUCAGGGCCCUGUCCACAUGCCAAAGUGUGCGGUCCGAGCUGGAGGGGCUUUUGGUCUUGGAGUUCAGGUAGCACCUUAGAGAAGGGGGAGACGUCCUCAGAGAGACGACGGUCAGCUCCGCCCCUCGCCUCCGGCCUCGCCCUCCCAAGCAUCCUCCCAGGCCCCUGAGUACCCUCUGGUCUCCCAUCCGACUGUCACCUGGCUGCCUCCAACACCUGCCUCUCACCAAGUCACUGGACCCCGAGGAGGCAGCCCGGCCUCCCACCCCCCCCGCCCCAAGGGAGGUGAAGUCAGAGGAGAUGACACACAGACUCCCUCGGGGGCCCGGGGUUGGGAGGGGCAGCCGUGGGACUGUGGGCGCAGGGCCCCGGCCUGGCAGCUGGGGCGCCUCGGGGGUGGCUGUUCCCCGCGGCCUGGCCAGCCUCUGGCCACAAGGGUGGGCACCGACCCCCACGGGUCCCCCAGGCCCGCCCGUCGAGUCCCGAGUGUGAGAGCCGCAGGAGGCUGUCCCCGGGGCCGGAGCCGGGGCGCAGCGGGCCUCGCCGCUGGACGAGCUCUCGAGUCACCCGGAGCCGGUGGCCAGGAGCUGCCCCGGACAUCCCGACGGAAGCGGCCGCGGGGGCCCGGCAUCGAGGGGGGCACCCCGGAGGCCUGCAGCUCAGGGCUGUGCGGCCACAGUUCUUGCCCCCCUGGGGGUCGCGGAGGGACAGGGGCAGCUCCGGGGAAGGGCGAGCCGGGGAAAGAUGAGGGCAAGGUCUGUCUCCCUGAGACCAGGCUUCCCUGUAAGAGCCCCCCCCAUUAUCCACCUUUUUGCUG